Gambusia affinis (western mosquitofish) is the source of this 7823-nucleotide messenger RNA. RefSeq names its product protein phosphatase, Mg2+/Mn2+ dependent, 1Aa (gene ppm1aa). Gene Ontology annotation, cellular component: cytosol; nucleus. NCBI's taxonomy places the organism in Eukaryota, Metazoa, Chordata, Actinopteri, Cyprinodontiformes, Poeciliidae. The record is from RefSeq and is a predicted model, not a curated record. The transcript is spliced from 6 exons. Gene Ontology annotation, biological process: positive regulation of canonical NF-kappaB signal transduction; protein dephosphorylation; positive regulation of canonical Wnt signaling pathway. Gene Ontology annotation, molecular function: protein serine/threonine phosphatase activity; magnesium ion binding; manganese ion binding. Bases 499 to 1653 code for a protein of 384 amino acids.
AGCGUUGUGUAACGCUCUCCGUGCACAUGGGUUGCAGCAGAACAGCAAUGAUGAUGUCAUGUUUUCGAAUAGACGCAGUCUGGAACAUCCGGGUCCUGUCCCCGUGGCGUCUCACAAGCUAACGCUAGCUAGCGAGCUGUCAAGCUGUCAAGUGGAGAGGCUGGGGCAGACGGUUCAGCUUCCCUCCCUGGCUUGGCCGUACACUGAUUUUCCCCCUCAGAAACACAAGAGCCGAGCUUAUUCUUUUGCUCAAAAGCUGAGAUAAUGUAAUGCAAAACGGGAGCGCGUAAAGAGGGAGCACAGUUCCAGAGUUUAUAUGCACUGAGUGUUGAGUGACGACAGUUCACUGCUAGCUGUAGGCUAGCUAGCUUAGCCACCGCUAACCCUUACAUUUCGUCGUUGAACACCUUCUGGUGGUAACUGCGGACACUCGGUCCCUAUUGCACUUUGCGUUGCUGUCAUCUGAUAAUUUCUCUGCUUGGUUGUUGGAGGGACACAAUGGGGGCAUUUCUGGACAAACCAAAGAUGGAAAAGUACAAUUCCCAUGGCGAGGGUAACAACCUGAGGUAUGGGCUGAGCAGCAUGCAGGGUUGGCGGGUUGAGAUGGAAGACGCACACACUGCGGUGAUCGGUCUGCCCCACGGCCUCGACCCCUGGUCGUUUUUCGCCGUGUACGACGGGCACGCUGGCUCUCAGGUAGCUAAGUACUGCUGCGAGCACCUGCUGGAGCACAUCACUAGCAACUCAGACUUCCAAAGCGCCAUACAGGAGGACACCAGCGUGGAGAGCGUGAAGAACGGCAUCCGGACGGGAUUCCUACAGAUCGACGAACACAUGCGAACCAUCUCGGAGAAGAAGCACGGUGUGGACCGCAGCGGCUCCACCGCAGUAGGUGUGAUGAUCUCGCCAAGCCAUAUCUACUUUAUCAACUGUGGAGACUCGCGGGGUCUCCUCGGCAGGGGGGGAGCCGUGCACUUCUUCACACAGGAUCACAAACCCAGCAACCCGUUGGAGAAGGAGAGGAUCCAGAACGCCGGCGGCUCGGUCAUGAUCCAGCGAGUUAACGGCUCCCUUGCUGUGUCUCGAGCCCUGGGUGACUUCGACUACAAGUGUGUCCAUGGAAAAGGCCCGACGGAGCAGCUCGUUUCCCCAGAGCCUGAGGUGUACGCGAUAGAAAGGAGCGAGGGGGAAGAUGAAUUUAUUAUACUUGCUUGUGAUGGCAUCUGGGAUGUCAUGGCCAACGAGGAACUCUGUGACUUUGUGAGGUCAAGGCUGGAAGUUACAGAGGAUCUUGAAAAAGUCAGCAAUGAGAUUGUUGACACUUGCUUGUACAAGGGGAGCCGGGACAAUAUGAGUGUUGUGUUAAUCUGCUUUCCUGGGGCCCCAAAGGUUUCUCCAGAAGCUGUGAAACGUGAGGCGGAGCUGGACAAAUAUCUUGAAGCCAGAGUAGAAGAGAUAAUCAAAAAGCAGGGAGAUGAAGGCGUCCCAGAUUUGGUUCACGUUAUGAGGACGUUAGCGUCUGAGAGCAUCCCGAACCUCCCUCCUGGUGGAGAGCUGGCCAGCAAACGAAGUGUUAUUGAAGCAGUGUACAACAAACUUAACCCGUACCGAAGCGAUGACACUGACUCGGCAUCUACAGACGACAUGUGGUAACACACCCUCCUACCACUAACACAACAUAGAGUUUACAAACCACCAUCCUCUCAAGACCCACAGCAGCUCAGCUCAGCAGUCUGUCUCUCCGUCACUCUGAGCUUUUGGUUUCUAAGAAGGGAAUACAUGGCAGGAGGAGGAGGAAGCGGAGGAGGAAGAGUUGCAUGCACAUAAACCUGGAAUAGUGCAGCACCAGUCCACUCUGGAGUUCAGGAUCCCCACCAUCUUGUCUCCCUUUUUAUGUUCACCCUCCUUAUUAUUCUUCUCUAAAAGUAAUCCACAACAAGUGAGUCCACAAGUUUUUUUUUUUUUUUUUUUGUUAAAUAAUCCGCCUGAAUAGUAAAGAUUUUCUUUUGCUGUAAUUAAUUUGAUUCACAUUUCCUUGUGUGUUUGUAUAUUUCUGUUUUUGUGAAGUGCAAUUGUCCUGUACAAACAGCCUGUAUUUAAUGCAGCUUGAUUUUAAGUUUAAGAACGAGAGAGAGGGGAAAAAAAUUGAAAGAAAUGGAAAAAAAGAGAACUUUUUAUGCACUAUCUGCCUUUUUCUGCUCUUCUGAAAUUCAAAUGUUUAUUCAGUGAAUAUUACCGCAGCGUCCGCAAGGCACAAUGUCUCUGCUUUUUACUUUCUUCUGCAACACUUUCCUGUUUUUCCCCUUCGGUUAGUCUAUGCUCCUUUAAGAAACGGGUAAAUUGUAUAAUUGACAGCACAGUAAGCUCUCAUAUCAAACAGUUGAAAUCCUGAUCAGUUUUGUUUUGAUUAUUUUACUUUCAUAACAGGUUUUCUGUACACACUCUAAUAAUAAUAAUAAUAAUAAUAAUAAUGGCAGUUUGACAGAAUGAAGUGGAGAAAUUGUUCUUUUUGUCCAUUUUUAAGAGGCAUUUACCGACUGGUGUUGACUGUUUGUGGAUAGAUGUGUGUGUGUGUGUGCGUGUGAGUGUGUGUGUGUGUGUGUGUGCGUGUGUGUGAGUGUGUGUGUGUGUGUGUGUGUGUGUGUGUUCGUGUUCUAUGGAGCUGGAGUUUAAGGAAAGAGUCGCCCCCCAGAAACCGCCAUGCUUUAACUCGGAACAGCUUUGGAUAAUAAAAUAUAUAGAUGCUGUUAUUCUGUAAUGAACUAAGUUAACCCAAAUUGGCCUGAAUUUAUAAAUAUAUUGUGUCAUAUUUACAAAAACUAAUUCCUAAGCAUCCAAGUAGACCACUAUAGGUGCCAUAUAUUGUUAUUUUUAUCUUUAUUACAGCCUAUGCCAAUUAAUUUCUGAGGUUUCCUCAUCAAAUAAUUUGAUUUGAACUGUUUUAAGCACUGAUUUUCUAGGUUUAAUGUUUUAAAAAGAGAAACUUUUGGCUCUUAUAUUAAUAAGACUAUUCAUUUCUCCUGGUCUUUAUGUCAACCAAGAACAAAUGCAUCACUUAAAUCUGUCCUGCUUAACCAUAAACCACAGCAGAGAGUUUGCUGCUGUUUGUCUGUUAUGUGGGUUAAAUUUUUUUUAAAUAUAUAUAGAUAUAUAUUUCUAAUUUCCCCCAGAAAAUAACUAAAUAAAUCACUGACUAAACAUGUAUUUAACAACACGGUAGAUGUAUUUCUUGAAGAGAAAUGCUUUCAUUUCAGAUUUCUGCCAUUUUCUUUUUUUGUCUUGCAUUGUUAUGAAUUUUUUGUAUGUAUAUAAUAUUUCUGGCCUAAUUCUUUUGAGGAAUAAAUCAUUUCGCUUGAGUAUUUUUUUUUUAAAUGCCAUUUAGCCUAAAUGUGAAAUCAACUUUUCUUCUAAUCAUUUUGUAAAUGUUUCAUUAAUGUAGAACAGAGUAAUAAUUUACUAAAUUUAUAAUCCUUAAUUUAUCUUUAAAAGAAAAAAAAGACAAUCCUCACUACUUCACCACAUUUCUGUUUGUGAUGAGUAGUUAAAUCCUAAAAAUCAGACUUCAAGCUGCUUUCCUAUUGUGCUUUUGUGGCAAAGAAAUAAAAAUAAAAUCCCCACCAAAGACCUUUCUGAUUUGACAAAAGGAAAAACACAACAACCGAACUCCUGCAGCAUAAACAGAAACCACACAUUUUAAUUUUCAAAUUUUAUUUUUGUUGGGUUUUAAAGGUACUCUGGUGUUUUUGGUAAAAUAGAAAAAUCGUUUUCUUUAGGUGGCUGUAGGGGGCGCUAGUGUGGAUAAGAAGAAUCAGUUUAAUGUCUCUGAGGCAACAUUAAACUUUAAGACUGAGUUCAGUUAGUUCAGAAAUACUGAAUGUUGAGCUCCACAGAACCGAUCUGCUUAUGAACUGCUAAUAAAAUUUAUUGAAUUAUUUAAUCAAAGCGACAUAAAGAUUAAAACAGCUGAACUGCAGUGUGUUUAACUCCUUCAGAAAUGUAAAGAACUGUACCUACAUUCUGUAAAAUAGUUCGAUUUAUUCACCGUGUUUGAGCAAAGAUGAUUUCUAUUGUAUAUAAAAACGUAUUUUUUUUUUUUUUGUCAAGCAGCUCUUUUGAUUUGCUCUGCAUUGCUUGUAUUUAAGCGCACUAGAUGUCUCCUAACACCUGCCAGCCUUCACACCUGGUAGGUAUCAACUUCUGCAUCACUUAUUUCAUAAUUAGGAACAAAUGUUUGCUUGUGUAAUUUACAGAAAUCAAACUUAGGGAGUGCCCUGCUUUUUUUUUUUUUUUACAGUAUUUUUUUAUUUUUGUUUUUAGCAAAGAUUUGUGUUAUGCCCAUAUUCAUCAUCAUAUAUUCAUCCUUUUGCCGUUCUUUUAAAUGAAUGAUCCCAAACAGUUUCUGAUGAACUGAAAUACCUCAUAAUCUUUCUGGGAGGUUUCGUCGACUUUUAGCUCAUUAGUUUCCUUUUUGUUGUUUUUUUAAAAGCCUGAUUACUUAAGUAAAAGUGGUUAAAUGCCAUAAUUCAGGGUUCGAUUGAGUAAAAUGAAGUGGAUGAGGAAGCUUCUGCUAACUACACUGCAAAAACACAAAAUCUCAGGUAUUUCUGAUCUGGUUUCUACUGUAAAUAUCUUGGCACACUUUUAGUAAGACAAAACUAACUUAUAAGUGACUUUUUAGCAAGAUAGUAAUUCCUUAAUACUGAUGGAAAAAGUGCUAGCUCUACUGACAGAUUAUUUUUUAAAGAUUUCAAAGAUAUUUUUAUGUGAAAUAAUUUACCAGUAGAACUUGUAAUUUUUCAUCAAUAUUAAGGAAUUAUUGACUUAUAACAAGCUCAUAAAUUAGCUAAAAAGUUACUUUCAAGUCAGUGUAAGUGUAUUAGAAUAUCUGCGGUGGAAAUGGACCAAAAUACUUGGUGAGAUUUUGUGUUUUUCCAGUGUCUGAGCAUCGUUGUUGGACCACAAAGAAGCCCCUCCAACUCUCCCCUGAGUUUUAUACCUGCUCACCUGUGUGGCGUUCGCUUUAAGUCGAUGACGUAAUUUUUUAGGAAGCGUGAGGAAAAAAAAAACAGCAGAUCAGCCACAACGAUGUGGGACUCUGUGAUGCAAAAACACAAAAUUUCACCAAGUAAUUUCUGUCUGUUUUCAGUGCAAAUAUCUUAUUACCCUAAAACUAACUUACAAGUAACUUUUCAGAUGGAUAUAGGAUCUUGUUUUGUCAAUUAUUCCUUAAGAUUGAUGGAAAAGUUCUAGUUUCACCUUUGAGAUAAUAAUGUCCUGUUAUAAUUUAUAGUACUUAAAAAUAUAUGCAUGUACAUUAGGGAACAAUUGACUUAAAUCAAUGAAAAGUUAUUUGUAAGGUUGUUUAAAUGUACUAAAAUAUUUGCACUAGAAAACAGAGCAAAAGAAAUCUUGGUAAGAUUUUGGGGUUUUUGCAGUGCAGAAAAGAAAAAUGUUGGUCCUACACUGCAAAAACACAAAAUAUUAGUUUCUACUUUCUAGUGCAAAUAUCUUAGUAAACUUAAACCAACUUACAAAUAACUUUCCAGCAAGAUAUAGGAGCUUGUUUUAAGUAAAUAAUUCCUUGUUGCUGGUGGAAAAAGUUCCAGUUCCACUGGCUGAUUAUUUCACUUAAAUCAAGACAUUUUAUCAUGUUAUGAAUUAAAUAAUCUGCCAGUGGAACUAGAAUUUUUUCCACCAAUAAUAUGGAAUUAUUUACUUAAAACAAGCUUCUAUGUCUUGCUGAAAAGUUACUCUUAAGUUAGUUUUGUCUGAUUUCUAGUGUGUUAAGAUACUUUUACUAGAAACUACAAAAACACUUGCUAAGAUUUUAUGUUUUUGCAGUGUGUGAAUUAUUUUUAAUGCCUCUUGGCUCCUUUUCGUGUCGUCAAACCUUCAGGGACCCCAAUCCCUGCCGCUUUUCUGCAGCAGGGAUUGCCGUCUGCUACAGCGUGCCAAAGCAACAUCCACAGAAACGUAGUUGCUGAUUGUUGUGCGACUAAGUAAAUAACAGUAGUCAUAUGCACUGAUCACCUGUCUAAUCAUCCAAUUUUGUUAUUGUAUAAAAUGAAUUAUAAAGCUAUUUACAGAGUUACCUUUGGUUGCCUGGAAUGCAUCCUGUAUAUUCUUGUAUGGAGGAGUACCUAGCAGACUAGAGAGAUUUUAAAUGCUCGCGCCCCUCAUGUACAUAUCGAUGUACCUGUGUCGUGGCGUUUACUGUGUGACCCUUAGUGGUGGUUUUUCGUCCCCUUGCUGGGUGACCCGAGCCUCACUUUGCUGAUCUUUUUUCAGCUCAUGAAUAAGCUCACCAAUUUGCCUUACCCAAUUCUCAUGUUGCCCCCUUUCACCUCCUACACUGCAAAAACAAAAUCUCACAAGUACUUUUGAUUUAGAUUCCAGGUCAAAUAACUUAAUUCACUUGAAAUAAGACAAACCUAAUUUACAUGUAACUUUUUAGCAAUAUGUAGGAGUUUGUUUUCAGCCAAUAAUUCAUUAAUAUUGAUGAGAUAAAAGUACUUAUUUCACUUAUAAAGAGACACUUUUCCAGUAGUAUAAGUUAAUUAAGUACUGCACUGCAAAAACACAAAAUCUUAGAAGUAUUUCUGUGUAGUUUUUAGUGCAAAUAUCUUAGUACACUUGAAAUAAGACAAAACUAACUUACAAUUAAUUUGUCAAAAAGAUUUAGGAGCUUGUCUGAACUUUUAAUUCCCUAAUGUUGAUUUUUUUUUUUUAUGUACUAGUUCUGCUGGUGAAUUUCUUUUUCUCUUAUAGUUUCAUUUUUCUCAUGUUUUAAUUGAAAUAAUCUGUCAAUGGAACUAUUAUUUUUAAAAAAUAAAAGUUCUAAUUAAGGAAUUAAAUGUUGAAAGAAUCUCCUAUCUUGCUGAAAAGUCACUUGUAAAGUUAGAUUUGUCUUAUUUAAAGUGUACUAAGACAGAAGAAACUGAACAAAAAUACUUGAUAAGAUUUUGUGUUUUUGCAGUGUAGUUCUUUUUCAUUACUAUUAAAUAAUUAGUAACUUAAAACAAGCUCUUGCUUAAAAGUUACAUUUAAGUUAGUUUCAUAUUUGCACUAUAGACUAAGCAGAAAUAUUAGGUGACAUUUUGUGUUUUUGCAGUGUAAAGUUAUUGCCCUUCCACCUCCACCAAAUAAAAAAAAUAAAAUUAAAUAAAAAAAAAAAAACACUACGAGGAUGAAUACUGCUGCUGACAUUACAGCUUACAGAUUGGAAAGUUUUUGUUUUUGUUUUAUUUUUUAAGGUACUGAAUCUGUCCUGGCUGUCACAAGGUACAACUUUCUACCCAUGUCGCCACAUCUGAUCCCAGCCAGAGGCUUGUUUUUAUUUCCAAUGCAAAUGAUGUCAUACAUUUAACGAAUGCAAGUGUUUUGAACAUGGUAACCUCGUCAAGCAUUCAAGGUGUGCAUACAUACAUUAAUGUACCUGCUCUAUUUAUGAUCACAUAGAAGAAUAGCUUUAGAGUGCUGUAGUUAAAUAUUGUCAGUGUUGAUUCAAAUGCUUCUCAGAGGCCUCUGUGAGUGAUUUUACAAAGUUCAAUAACUGUAUAUUUUGUAUUAUGUUCUAGCUCCAAAGGAAUGACAGAAAAAAAUGUUUUAAAAAAAAGCUUUGUUCCCUGAACUAAAUUGUAUUAUUUGUGUUGUCGAUUGAACAAAUUGCAUUCCUUGCUUGUGAAUAGAUGCAUUUUUCUCCCUGCUCCUUAAAUUUUCUCCUUCUUUUCCUUCCUUUCUUUCAUUUUUUUUAGCCAUUGAAGUUUGAAUAAAAUUUCUAGUUUGCAGAAUGUAUUACUAAAUAAAUGGGUUGUCAUCUUGUA